This is a messenger RNA of Trifolium pratense (red clover), 847 nucleotides long. RefSeq lists its product as uncharacterized. Gene Ontology annotation, cellular component: nucleoplasm; mitochondrion. The transcript is spliced from 3 exons. Gene Ontology annotation, molecular function: cadherin binding. The record is from RefSeq and is a predicted model, not a curated record. The coding region runs from base 64 to 735 and encodes 223 amino acids. Lineage: Eukaryota; Viridiplantae; Streptophyta; Magnoliopsida; Fabales; Fabaceae.
AAAUUGAAUGAAGCAAUAGAAAGUGGUGCAGUGUUGAGUAGGGUUUUCGGUCGGGUUUUGGGAAUGGGUCGAAGCUUGUCACGUUCACCUUCAUACAGAAGAAGACACUCUCGUUCCCGAUCUCCCUCACAUCGCCGAUCCCGUCGCCACCGUAGACAUAGAAGCCGAAGCUCUUCUUCACUCUCUCCUCCACACAGACCACGCUCUCCCACUCCCAAACACAAAAAAGACCAUCCACCAACUCUAAACAACAAAAGUACCAAGAGUCAACGCGAGGAGGAAUUGAGAUUGUUGGAAGAAGAGACUGCGAGAAGAAUAGAAGAAGCGAUUCGAAAAAAUGUGGACGAGAAGCUUAAUUCAGAGGAAGUUAAGUUAGAAAUUGAAAGACGUGUUGCAGAGGGUGUCACAAAAUUGUUUGACGAUGUUGAAAUUCAACUUGAAAAAGAAAAGCAAGACGCUCUUACUGAAGCUAGAAGGAAAGAAGAACAAGCUCGGAAAGAGAGAGAAGAGCUGGAUAAGAUGCUUGAAGAGAAUAGGAGGAGAGUGGAAGAGUCUCAGAGAAGAGAAGCUUUAGAGCUGCAGCGAAAGGAGGAGGAACGGCAAAGGGAAUUAGAGAUGAUUCGGAGACAGAAAGAAGAGACUGCUCGGAGAAAGAAAUUGGAGGAUGAAGAACAUGCUAAUCGGAUCAAUUCUAUGGGUAAGAACAAAUCUAGGGCUAACUCAUACGGUUUGUAAUUACUGUUAUGUGAUGUCAUUUUAUACCCCCAAACUUAUCUGUACAACUGUACCAUUGUUAGAAACCAUGAUCUUGAAUGAAAAUUUGAUACUCCUACAGUUGAGCUUGCAA